Fraxinus pennsylvanica is the source of this 2688-nucleotide messenger RNA. NCBI's taxonomy places the organism in Eukaryota, Viridiplantae, Streptophyta, Magnoliopsida, Lamiales, Oleaceae. The record is from the annotation of a GenBank genome assembly.
AUGACCACAGUUAACUAUAGAGCAAAAGUUGUCAAGUGCCUAAGAGUAUACUCUCAUUCCACCCUCACCAAAGCUGACCCUAAGGUUGACGAUGAAACCUCAAGUUCUGAUGGUAAAUCUGAAGAUGAUACCAAUGGUAAAUCUAAAAAUUUGUCUCAGAAACUGAGUGGUAAAUCUAUUGAUGAUUCCCAAAAAGCAUCAUGCAAAUCUAAAGAUGUUGAUGCAGCUAAGAUUUCUGGUCAUUCUAAGCAAGACAGACAAAAGACCCCCAAUUCUAAUGGUAAGGGCAACACAAAAUCGAGUAUGCCAAAGUCGAAAGAAACUGAUGUUCAAAAGUUACUGAAGCAUGAAGAAGUGCAUGGAAUUUUGGGGCCACAUGGUGCUAUAGAAGACAAAUUUGUUGCAGAACUUGGAGGAAAAGUUCAUGUGCCAGUCAUUUCUUUCAGUGCCAGAAGCUCAACUAUUUCCGGUGCACAAAAUCGAUACUAUGUUAGGACAACUCCAGAUGAUCUGUAUCAGGCUCAAGCUCUUGCAGCCAUUUGCCAAGGAUUUAAAUGGCCUGAAGUAGUGAUUUUGUAUGAAGACACGGAAUACGUCAAUCAUUUUCUUUGGCAUCUGAAUAAGGUAUUCCAAGAAGUUGAAAUUGGGAUAGCGUAUACGAGUGCCAUCACAUCAGAUGACAUUCAAAUAUUUAAAGAACUCAACAAGCUUAUAGCAAAGAAAACGAGGGUAUUCCUAGUGCACAUGAACUUGUCACUUGGUUCUCGGCUAUUUCUUCAUGCCAAAAAUGCAGGAAUGAUAAGUGAAGGGUAUGCAUGGAUUAUCACCGAGUAUUUAUCUAAAUUCUUGAGUUCAAUGGAUUUUGUUGUCCGCGAUUCCAUGGAAGGUGUUUUGGGUAUAAGGCCCUAUGUACAGCGGUCAGAAAAGCUCAACAGUUUCCAACAAAGUUGGAAAAUGAAUAUGGUUCCCAAAGAGAGUGUGGGUUCAAUUGGGGAGUUAAAUGUCUAUGGUUUGUGGGUGUACGAUACAGUAUGCUCCUUAGCAAUAGCAGCUGAGAAGAUUGGGCCAGUAAACGCAAGCUCAUUAUAUACGAACACCAGCAAAAAUGAAAUGGGCAAUUUGAAAGUCUCAGCAUAUGGACCAAGACUUCUCAGCGAAUUAUCAAAUACAAAAUUUAGAGGCCUGAUAGGAAACUUUCAAUUUAUUAAUGGGAAAUUGAAACCUUCAGUAUUUGAGAUAUUCAACGUAAUUGGAAGUGGAGAGAAAACUAUGGGGUUUUGGACACCAGAAAAAGGAAUAUCUGGAGAAUUAAGUCCAACUGGCGAACCAACAAACUCAACAUCCACAAAAAAUCUCAAAAAUGCCAUUUGGCCUGGAGAUUGUGUCGCGCAACCAAAGGGUUGGGCUAUUCCUGCAACAGGGAAACUGAGAGUUGGGGUUCCAAUGGCACGUGGAUUCAAACAAUUUGUAAAUGUAACAAUAGAUCCUGCAACAAAUCGUACAAAUGCAACUGGGUUUUCAAUUUAUAUCUUUUUGGCUGCAUUAAAGUUGCUACCUUUCACUAUUAAAUACGAAUUCUAUCAUUAUAAUGACAGCAAAAAUAGUAAAUGGACUUAUGACGAUAUGCUUCAUGAGAUACCUCAGCUGCUUCACAGGGAUCUUUGGAUAUCAAUCAUCAUUGCCUGCAUUUUGAUGGGAAUAGUUCUUCGAAUAUUGGAACGCAGAGUACCAAACACUGAUGAAGAUUCGAUUAGGCCACACAGGGAGAGACUUAGAAUGACCUACUGGUCUCCAAUAACAGUCCUUGCAUUUCCUGAAAGGAAUAUGGUGGCUAAUACAUGGUCAAUAUUUGUAUUGAUGUUUUGGCUGUUCAUGGCAUUCAUCCUUAUGCAGAGCUACACAGCUAAUUUAUCGGCAAUUUUGACAGUAGAUCAACUAAAAUUUGCUUUUUCUGAGGAGUACUAUGUGGGAUAUCAGGAGGGUUCCUUCAUGAAAGAAUUUUUGAAAGUGCAACUAAACAUCGAUGAGUCAAGGCUCAAGAGCUACUCAUCAGUUGAAGGGUACCAUGACGCUAUGUCUAAAGGAAGCAAAAGGGGAGGCAUAGAUGCCAUAUUUGAUGAGAUUCCUUACAUGAAGAUUUUUCUUAAGAAAUAUGAUUCUCUGUAUAAAAUGGUUGGACCAAGGUACAGGACCGAUGGAUUUGGCAUCGCAUUUCCUGUUGGCUCUCCCUUAACUGCAUAUUUCUCAAGAGCAAUCGUUGCCGUUACUCAAGGUCCAAACAUGACAUUUAUUGAGCAAACAAAUUUUGGACAUGGAUACUCUUCUCAAGAUCCACUUACCUCGACGAUCUCACAACGGACCUCCAGUCUUGCUUUUGGUGACUUUGGAGGCCUCUUCAUUAUUGUAGGAUCGGUUACCAUGUUUGCUCUACUCUGCUCAGAGACAUCACUUGGACGAAAAGUUACUGCUCAGUUCAGCCAAAUGUGCUUCCAUCUUAUGCCUUCAGAAUUCCAUUCAACACGAAAUGAUAGGGAAGAAAUACAUGAUCCAGUCCCCGAGACUGGGGCUCCGCAUAUUGAAGAGCCACUGAGUCAAAGUGAGGAAGAAAUCUGUGAACCUGGCCAGAACAAUGAGAGCGCUUCUGCUGAAAAUCAAGGAAGUGAUAACCAUCAAGAGGGGAAUUCUUAG